Ochlerotatus camptorhynchus is the source of this 1481-nucleotide messenger RNA. RefSeq lists its product as uncharacterized. The transcript is spliced from 2 exons. Lineage: Eukaryota; Metazoa; Arthropoda; Insecta; Diptera; Culicidae. The record is from RefSeq and is a predicted model, not a curated record. Bases 28 to 1296 code for a protein of 422 amino acids.
CGGACAGCAUCUGCUAGCAUCGCCACAAUGCCGGAAGGGAACUGUUCAACGUUGAUCGAAGAUUCGUGCAAUGCCCCGGAAUGGAUAAACCAAUCGUACUUUGAGUCGCUGUUGAGAAAGUGCAAGGAUGAUGCAACGAUUAAAGUACAAUCGGUUCAAGUGAAAUAUGCAUUGGCAAAAGGUGAAAACUAUGCCAGUGUGAUCUACAGAGUGCAAGUGGUAUUUUAUAGCAAGGGUCAACCCGCUAGAACUCGCAGUUAUAUAAUCAAGGGUUUAUCAGAAACGGAGCUGGCCAAGCAGAAACUGGGAGAGUACAAUGUCCACGGAAAAGAAAUGGACAUCUAUCAGUUGGUGAUUCCAGAAUUACGACAGCUGAUGAGAUCUACCGGUGAUAGUUCGGACCUGUAUCCGAAUGCAUUGUGUGUCGAUCGAAAUAAUGACGUUAUGAUAUUCAACGAUGUUUCAAAAAAAGGGUUCGUAAUGACUGACAGAACCAAAGGGUUGGACGCAAUUCAUACAAAAAUAUCCCUCAAAGCAAUGGCCAAGCUACAUGCCAGUUCCUUGAAGCUAGUUGAAAUGUAUCCAAAAAUAUUUGAUAGUUACAAAACCGGAAUGAUUACUCGGGAAACGGAUGCUUUUCAUGAUUUUUUCCAAUCAACUUAUGAUGCUCUAACGGAUGAAAUCUACACGUGGGAUUCGGAAUGGCACUAUUACGCAAAUAAACUGCGGAAGCUCCGGCCGGAUUUCAUCGAACAAGGAUUAUCCGUAUUCGAUAACGAUAGUAAGGAUGAUCUUCGCGUUUUAGUUCAUGGUGAUUUAUGGAUCAAUAAUCUUAUGUUUAAAUACGACAAUGAUGGCCAUCCUGUGGAUGUAUUACUGCUAGAUUUUCAGUUUUGCUGCUACGGAACUCCCGCUAUUGAUUUGUGCUAUUUCUUUUUCACAUCGGCCAGGGACGAAAUUCGUCAAAAUGGCUUUGAAGAGUACAUGCAGUACUAUUACUAUCACCUGGCAGAGUAUGUGAAACGAUUAAACUGUACGCAGAAAUUCCCAACUUUACAUCAAUUUCAACGACAGAUUUUGAAAAAGAUGUUUUACGCUAUCUAUUCCAGUGUCGUAGCCCUACCUAUCCACUUGAAUGAAGAAACGGCGGAUGCCGAUUUCGAUGCGCUAAUGGCCGGGGAUGAGCGGUCGAAACGUUUCAAAAAGGUAAUCAUGGCAAACAAGAAGUACCACAAGAUCAUCAAAGGUCUUCUGCCGACUUUCGACAGGAAAGGCUUGCUGGACAAGCUCGAUUGAUGGCGGCAGUGUUUCGUAGUUUUCGGUGGAGGUUUGCUGAUAUUUUCAUUGCUGUUAUAGGAGCAUGUAGAACGCUUUUUGGAUAAUCAUUUCAUUGGUAGGUACACUACAUACCAGAAGAUCCUAAUUACAUGUGAUUUUGAUUUAUGUUAUUAUAAUUUUAUGAUUAGCGGAAUAAAACCAUA